Rhodamnia argentea is the source of this 1284-nucleotide messenger RNA. Its product is annotated as pentatricopeptide repeat-containing protein At2g13600-like. The coding region runs from base 1 to 1284 and encodes 427 amino acids. The record is from RefSeq and is a predicted model, not a curated record. Gene Ontology annotation, biological process: RNA modification. The transcript is spliced from 2 exons. Lineage: Eukaryota; Viridiplantae; Streptophyta; Magnoliopsida; Myrtales; Myrtaceae. Gene Ontology annotation, molecular function: protein binding; RNA binding.
AUGUUGGACUCUACCAAUGGUCUUCUGCGGGGUCAGAAAGAGCACCUUCGCCGGCUGGAGGGCGAGAAGGACAGCCUGGAGGCGACACCGGAAGAGUUGGCUGAAGCUCAUCACCGCCCGCGGGAAGAGAACGACAAGUUGGAGUGCCGGCUGCGGAGCUUCGUGGUUCGUUUCGGGGAGCACUUCCAAAGAAGAGGUUCUUCUACUGCAUUCCGGGGGCUAACCUUAAUCUCUUCAAGCGAGUUUAGUCUGUCUCGCAUAUUAAAUGCGUGUGCAGGUUUGGGGGAUUGUAGUCAAGGAAGGAAAGCUCAUGGAUAUUUGAUAAAGCUCGGAUAUGAAUCAGACCGGUUCUCAGAAAAUGCACUUGUUGAUAUGUAUGCAAAAGCAGGGGAUCUUGAAGAUGCAAUAACUGCCUUCGAGGAGAUAUCGCAACCUGAUAUUGUCUCUUGGAAUGCUAUAAUUGCUGGAUGCGUCCUCCAUGAACAAAACCAUCAGGCUUUGGAAUUAUAUAUACAGAUGAAUAGAUCAGGAAUAUUUCCAAACUUGUUCACCUUGUCAAGUGCUCUUAAAGAUUGUGCUGGUAUGGAGCUAAAUUAUUUGGCCAGACAGUUGCACACCAUUGUGAUGAAGCUUGACAAAAAGGCAGAUAGUUUUGUCAGGGCUGGACUCGUCGAUAUGUAUUCUAAAUGUAGGUUAAUGGAAGAUGCAAGAAUGGCCUUCGAUUUGAUGGCACAGAAGGGCCUAAUUGCAUUGAAUGCUCUAAUUUCUGGAUAUUCACAAAACGGGGAGGAUGUGCAAGCUGUGUCCAUCUUUGCUGAGACAUACAAAAAGGAGAUAGGUUUUAACCAGACAACUUUAUCGGUCAUUCUUAAGUCAGCCACCAGCAUCCAGGCUAUUGAUUUUUCUAUGCAGGUUCAUGCCCUUUCUUUAAAAUUGGGUUUUGAUAAUGACAGUCAGGUGGCGACAAGCCUCAUUGAUGCAUACAGUAAGUGCGGGAACAUAGGAGAAGCAGCAAGAGCUUUCGAGAUUUUUGCUGCUGGAGAUUUAGUGGCUCUCACAUCUAUGAUUGCUGCUUACGCACAAAGGGGACAAGGGGAAGAAGCUGUAAAGCUAUACCUGGAAGUUCAACGCAGAGGCCUCAAGCCAGAUCCGUUUGUUUGCAGUUCUCUUUUAACUGCAUGUGCAAAUUUAUCGGCAUAUGAGCAGCGGAAACAGGCACAUGUUCAUGUCCUGAAGUUCGGUUCAUGUCAGACGUUUAAAAGAGUCAUAACACAUACAGACUAG